UGAAAAAUGUUUUACUCACAAAUCAGAACUUGAGAGGCAUCAGAGAGUUCACACGGGAGAGAAGCCGUAUCCAUGUUCAGAAUGUGGGAAAUGUUUUACUUUGAAAUCAUCUUUUAUGAGCCAUCAGAGAAUUCACACAGGGGAAAAGCCGUAUCUAUGUUCAGAAUGUGGGCAAUGUUUUACUCGUAAAUCACAACUUGAAAGGCAUCGGAGAGUUCACACAGGAGAGAAGCCGUAUUCAUGUUCAGAAUGUGGGAAAUGUUUUAUUAUGAAAUCACAUCUUGAGAGCCAUCAGAGAAUUCACACAGGGGAGAAGCUGUAUUCAUGUUCAGAAUGUGGGAAAUGUUUUACUCAUAAUGCAAAUCUUCUGAAACAUCAGAAAGUUCACACAAAGGAGAAGCCGUAUUCAUGUUCAAAAUGUGGGAAAUGUUUUACUCAGAAAUCAAAUCUUGAGAGCCAUCAGAGAAUUCACACAGGGGAGAAGCCGUAUUCAUGUUCAGAAUGUGGAAAAUGUUUUUCUCAGAAAAAAUCUCUUCAGACCCAUCAGAGAAUUCACACAGGGGAGAAGCCGUAUUCAUGUUCAGAAUGUGGAAAAUGUUUUUCUCAGAAAAUCUCUCUUCAGACCCAUCAGAGAAUUCACACAGGAGAGAAGCCGUAUUCAUGUUCAGAAUGUAGCAAACGUUUUACUAAUAAUUCAAGUCUUGCUAUACAUCAGAGAAUUCACACAGGGGAGAAGCCGUAUUCAUGUUCAGAAUGUGGGAAAUGUUUUACUACGAAAUCAUAUCUUCAGAGUCAUCAGAGAAUUCAUACAGGAGAGAAGCCAUAUUCAUGUUCAGAAUGUGGGAAAUGUUUUACUAUGAAAUCAAGUCUUGAGAGACAUCAGCAAAUUUGCACAAAGGAGAAGCCGUAUUCAUGUUAAGAAU
This is a messenger RNA of Bufo bufo (common toad), 923 nucleotides long. RefSeq names its product gastrula zinc finger protein XlCGF71.1-like. Gene Ontology annotation, cellular component: nucleus. Lineage: Eukaryota; Metazoa; Chordata; Amphibia; Anura; Bufonidae. Gene Ontology annotation, molecular function: RNA polymerase II cis-regulatory region sequence-specific DNA binding; DNA-binding transcription activator activity, RNA polymerase II-specific. Gene Ontology annotation, biological process: regulation of transcription by RNA polymerase II. The transcript is spliced from 2 exons. Bases 116 to 919 code for a protein of 267 amino acids. The record is from RefSeq and is a predicted model, not a curated record.